This is a messenger RNA of Thecamonas trahens ATCC 50062, 759 nucleotides long. RefSeq lists its product as uncharacterized. The record is from RefSeq and is a predicted model, not a curated record. The transcript has a single exon. The coding region runs from base 65 to 748 and encodes 227 amino acids. NCBI's taxonomy places the organism in Eukaryota, Apusomonadida, Apusomonadidae.
CCCCGGUUUGGGCGCGCGCACCUGAGGCAGCGAGGACCCGGAUCAGAGAGGGUAGAGGGACAUCAUGUCGGCACGGCAUACCUCGUUUGUAGCGCAGGCGGUGAUGCGCGACUUGCACGAGUCUGUGGCGACGUUGGAGCACGAGCUCGAGCGCCUUGUUCGUCGCGCGCAUCAGUUGCAGAAGGCGCUGCGAGUUGUGGCGGAACACCAGGAACAGCUCGACAAGCAGCUGCUGCAGCUUCCGCAGUUCAAGGCCGUGGGCAAGGAGCAGUGGGAGGAGGCAAUUGCCGAGUAUUCGGCGAUUCAGUCGGGACUGCGGCCAGCGCUCGUGCGGCUGGCACGGUACAAGCACCUGGAGAUUGCUGUAGAGGGCGAGAAGCUCGACGUGCUGCUGGAGCAGGCGAACGCGCUCGGUACGCUCAUCGCCCACGAUCCAUCAAAGCCACGGACGAUUGGAUCGAUUGUGGCUGCGCUGCGGUCAGCGUUUGUAGAGGUCGGCUCGGCCGACGAUGUGGCGCUGGGCGACGACGAGCCGGCGUACUAUGUGGUGGGCGGGGCCUUUGGCCACACAAACGCGUCGAUGCGCGACUUGGGCUUGAGCUCGUUUCAGGCGCUCGAUGAUCUGGGCCUGGCCACCGUCGCUGAUCUGCGGGAGGCUGGGAUCAGAAGCCGGGAAGAGUUCGAUGCGUUUGUGCGGGCACAGACACAGAGCGCCGACACGGAGCGCAACGGGCGAAAUGAAGGCUGACCACCAUCACA